This is a messenger RNA of Penicillium hordei, 516 nucleotides long. RefSeq names its product SND2/TMEM208 family protein. Gene Ontology annotation, biological process: vacuolar protein processing. The record is from RefSeq and is a predicted model, not a curated record. NCBI's taxonomy places the organism in Eukaryota, Fungi, Ascomycota, Eurotiomycetes, Eurotiales, Aspergillaceae. The coding region runs from base 1 to 516 and encodes 171 amino acids. The transcript is spliced from 2 exons. Gene Ontology annotation, cellular component: intracellular membrane-bounded organelle.
AUGGCUCAGAAAGCUGCCAAAUCCCUGGCCACCCGCAAUGGCGCCGUCCUCAGCCGUACUCACCUCAUCUCUGCUGCAUUGCACCUGCUCUUCCUUCUGCUGCACUUUGUCUUCCAGCGGCCACGUUCACUGAAGCCAUACUUCUUCCUGGCUGUCCCGACCCUUGCCAUUGAAUACUAUUUGGACCGAAUGGGUCGGCCCCGCUAUCAUGAAGAUGGUUCCCUGCGCUCCGCCGGCGAGGAUCUUAACGCAACUGGCCUGACAGAGUAUAUGUGGGAUGUGCUUUACUGGACCCAAGGAUGCAUCGUCGCUGCCUGCCUCUUCAAUGACCGGGCCUGGUGGCUGUGGAUUGUGAUCCCAUUAUACUCCGUGUACGCUGCCUACACCACAAUUAUGGGGGUAAAGAAAGGAUUUGCUGGAAUGGGUGGUGGUGAUACCGGUCAAGAGGCUGAUACCCCAAAGAGCAAGACGCAGAUGAAGAAAGAAAAGAGAGGCUCCACUGUGAAGUAUAGGUGA